AGAAUUCGUAACAUGCCGGUAAUUUCUCUCUCGUUGUCUAAGCUCUUCAUGACCAUAACUGGUCGUUACUGUUUCCAUUCCUCUCUCGUCCAGAGUGCUGCAGCCAGCGAAUCAAGCUUGAAAGAUUGCCGAUGCAGAGAUGACCGUCAUCUACAUCAUCCUUUAAGAUCGUUGUUGCAAUGGUACUCGAAACGGAAGACAGUCGACCUGGAGAUCCAUGGGAAACUUUACCUAUCGAAUUUCUGAUCAAAGUUCUCAGAGAUCAUGUGAUCAAUGGAUCACAAGGAAUAUUACUUUUGAAUCCAAGAGGCUAAUCGCUGCUGAUGGAGGUCUCCUGUGUUUUAAUAAACGUUUGUCAACAGAAUUUGUUCUGUAUAACCCAGUUCCGGAUAAAUUCCUGACCCUGAUUGUACCUCAUGAAAUUGAUGCAAUACCUGCGGUCAUUGAUGGGAAGGUCAAAUUUAUGGUGGUGGGCUUAGUCGUGGACCGAUCUGCAAAGCACUUCAAGCUGCUUUUGGGAGGAGUUCUACUGCCAGAUGAUCGCAGAUCUUUGAUUUACGACUCGACGACCGGCACAUGGUCGUGGCUUGCUCAUCCGUUUCCUGUUAACGUGGAACUGGGGUGGCAAGGAGGGAAAUGUGUAUCAUGUGGUGGAUGUUUGUAUUGGCUCCAAUGGGAUUCUACAUAUCUGACGAAGGCUCUCUUGAUAUUUGAUCUGCGAGAGGAGAAGUGGACUGCCAUUUUAGAGAAAGUCGAGGAGGACAGGCCAGGCUCCAUUCAGAUUGCUGCGUAUGAAGAACAUGUGUGCUUACUUCCUUCCUUCGACGGGAUGUUCGAUAUCAGGAGCUAUGAAGACGCAUUUCUCCGGCAUCCAAUGGUCCGGGCAAUGGAUGGAGCUCUGAUUGAAAGAACUCGAGAAUUAUGGGAAGGAGAAGAAGGCAAACCUUUCCACCUUUAUGCCGCAGGAGGCAGUGAUGCCUUCUUUGUCUUCGAUCAAGAAUAUAAAGAACUCGUUGUGGCGAAAUACUCGGCUCGAUUCUGCUCGCUGUUUUCUCUUCCCGACCCUCCUUUUCGCGAAAUCCAUGACUUUGGUUUCUGGAGACUUCUGCCGCAAACCCUCCAGGAACCAUGGUGUGCAAUAAUUCCAACUCCCGGAGUAAGUGCAGAGCAUGAGUGGAUAACACAGCCGCAUAGAGAGCCGCAGGAGGAGGUGCUGGAAGCUCCGAGAGAAGAGGCUGCGCCGAAAGCUAAAGCAGGAGGAGAGGAGGUGCAGGAAGGCUCAGGAAACGAAGAGGCAUUGGAAUUCCCGGGAGAAGAGGGGCAGCAUUAGGAGCUCCAAGAAAGAUCAGUUUCUUAACCAGAACUAUAACAUUGUCUAAAACCAUCGAUAGCCAGGAUCGUUCGAAUCUUGAGGAAACUGGAGGCUUUGAAGAGAUUUUCCUCUGCUUGCGUUAUCGUGUUCUUGAACUGCGUUAGUAGUCCUCUACUCGAAGGAACUUGACUCAUAUGAAGCAAACAUGUCUUUCCGAUGUUCUCUUUGUGACAAGGCAUGUCUGCCAUAUCGUCAUGUUAUCAUCAGUAUGGAAGUAAUGACGAUAAUACACUUGGGUACAAAUAUAAGUCUUGUAGACG
Messenger RNA from Marchantia polymorpha subsp. ruderalis, 1632 nucleotides. The record is from the annotation of a GenBank genome assembly. Lineage: Eukaryota; Viridiplantae; Streptophyta; Marchantiopsida; Marchantiales; Marchantiaceae.